GCAGCUCGUCGCUUCUGUCUCUCUACCUCGCGGCUUCUCCCGUCCCUGCCUACCGGAGUACCGGCGUCCGGCGUACAGCCUAGAGCAGUAUCGCCGUCAACACCGCUCAGCCGCCUCAGCGCUUCUUGUCUCCUCUCAGUACUCAGUCUUAGAUUGAUUGAUGAAUGCAGUAGCAAUGGAAGCUAAAUUCUUUAGAUUUCUCAAGAUUGUUGGAGUUGGUUUCAAAGCACGAGCAGAAUCUGAGGGCCGUUUAUUGUACCUCAAACUGGGUUACAGUCAUGAGGUUGAGCUGACUGUUCCUCCUGCAGUUCGCGUAUUUUGCUUCAAACCCAAUGUGAUCUGCUGCACUGGGAUCGACAAGCAACGAACACAUCAGUUUGCUGCAGCAAUCAGAAGCUGUAAGCCCCCUGAAGUGUACAAAGGGAAAGGAAUAAUGUACAUUGAUGAAGUGAUCAAGAAGAAGCAGGGGAAGAAAUCGAAAUGAGCUCCCAGGUUCCAUUUCUUUGCACCUUUCUUGUUCAAUUUCUCUGCUGAUACACUGUAUGUGCUGGAGGGAUCAAAAACCAUCAUUGCAUUGAUGAUAUUAUAGUACUCUAUUUCCCUUCUAGAUAUUGUCAUGCAAUAUGUUUGCUUUGGAAGGAAGUAUUACAGUUUCCUUGUUCUUGAAUUUGGUGUUCUCCCUCUGCAUUCUAUGACAAUCUGAUAUAAACAUAAGCUCAUUGAAACAACUUAGAAGUUGUAUUUAUUUCUUAAACUGUUUGAUUGCACAUUAUUUUGACAAGGAAAGCCAACAUUUUGGUUGUGGUCU
This is a messenger RNA of Ipomoea triloba (trilobed morning glory), 808 nucleotides long. Its product is annotated as 60S ribosomal protein L6, mitochondrial-like. The transcript has 2 exons. Gene Ontology annotation, cellular component: ribosome. NCBI's taxonomy places the organism in Eukaryota, Viridiplantae, Streptophyta, Magnoliopsida, Solanales, Convolvulaceae. Gene Ontology annotation, molecular function: structural constituent of ribosome; rRNA binding. The record is from RefSeq and is a predicted model, not a curated record. Gene Ontology annotation, biological process: translation. Bases 161 to 484 code for a protein of 107 amino acids.